Mauremys reevesii (Reeves's turtle) is the source of this 1500-nucleotide messenger RNA. RefSeq names its product CDK2 associated cullin domain 1 (gene CACUL1). Gene Ontology annotation, biological process: ubiquitin-dependent protein catabolic process. The transcript has 9 exons. Gene Ontology annotation, molecular function: ubiquitin protein ligase binding. The record is from RefSeq and is a predicted model, not a curated record. Lineage: Eukaryota; Metazoa; Chordata; Testudines; Geoemydidae. The coding region runs from base 246 to 1319 and encodes 357 amino acids.
CUACCGCCUGCCCGGCCUGGUAGACUACGAUCCCCAUAGUGCCCCGCGGAGGCUCCGCUUCAGCCGCCGCAAAGUGUCGCGGCUUUGGAGCGGCGCUUUACGGCUGAAGCUUGAGCUUGCUUUUCCGCCGCUUUGCCCUGCCCUGCCCUCCUGAGCCCUGGGAUGUAACGUGCAGGAUGGGAGGUCGGUUGUGAGCCCCCACCGCCCCCAGCCGGACCGAGCGGGGCCCCCCUCCCCCGGGCAGGAUGGAGGAGGAGAGCAUGGAGGAGGAGGGGGGCAGCAGCAGCAGCUAUGAGGCCAUGAUGGACGAUCAGAACCAUAACAACUGGGAGGCCGGUGUGGAUGGCUACAGGCAGCAGCACCCUGCGGGCCAUGCCCAGGCCCCCCUCGGGGACAGGGCCCUGCAGCUGCCCGCGGAUAGGAAGGGCCACAGGGGGCAGCAGCAGCAGGAGGAGGAAGAGGCCCAGAUGGUGCCAGAAGCCAAUGGCCUGAUGAAGGGCUGUGACUCUGCAGGGGCUGCUGGCAAGGGAGGAGCCGUCGCUGCUGCCAUCAUCAACACCUCCACCUCCAAGUUCUUAAUGAAUGUUAUAACCAUUGAAGAUUAUAAGAGCACAUAUUGGCCAAAGUUGGACAGUGCCAUAGAUCAGCUUUUAACUCAGAGUCCUGGUGACUACAUCCCCAUCUCCUAUGAACAAAUAUACAGUUGUGUGUAUAAAUGUGUAUGCCAGCAGCAUUCGGAACAGAUGUAUAGUGACCUAAUAAAAAAGAUAACUAACCACUUAGAGAGAGUCUCAAAGGAGCUGCAGGCCAGCCCUCCAGAUCUGUAUAUUGAAAGAUUUAACAUAGCUCUUGGACAAUAUAUGGGAGCAUUGCAGAGCAUUGUGCCUCUUUUCAUAUAUAUGAAUAAAUUUUACAUAGAAACCAAGCUUAACAGAGACUUAAAAGAUGACCUUAUAAAGCUGUUUACGGAACAUGUUGCAGAAAAGCACAUUUACAGCCUAAUGCCUUUACUUUUAGAAGCUCAGUCAACACCGUUUCAAAUAACCCCUUCGACCAUGGCAAAUAUUGUGAAAGGCCUGUAUACACUUAGACCAGAGUGGGUUCAGAUGGCACCAGCUUUAUUUUCUAAAUUCAUCCCAAACAUUCUCCCCCCUGCUGUGGAAUCUGAGCUUCAGGAAUAUGCUGCUCAAGACCAGAAACUUCAAAGAGAGCUUAUGCAGAAUGGAUUUACCAGAGGUGACCAGUCACGCAAGAGAGCUGGAGAAGAGUUAACUUACAAUGGCUCAUCAGCAUGUGCAAGCUCCAGAGGGUACAGAUAAUGAAUAUACCGGAUGUGCUUUUAUUCCUAGCCAGAACAGACACUGGAGGAGCACAGAUGAUAUCCAGAGCCUCAGCUGGGGUCUGCUGAUAUUCAGGAGCUCAGUCACAAGUUAUACCUGGAAGAGGAGUUUGGACUUUCUUCGUUAUGUAAUAAAAUGUCAGUUGCUGCUACACUUGGGA